UUUAAGCCGGAUUUCGUGGUCUAUUCCAUAUCGAUUAAUGUGAAGUGCAUCUCGGUGCUUGGCGAGUUCAAAAAAUCCACAAAUUACUCGGCAAUAGAAUCAGAUAAAGUAAAACUCGGCAAGCAAAUGCGAGCAAUCUACAAUGAACUUGUUUUGUAUCGAGUUCCAAAUCCCGUUGUCUGUGGCAUCAUCUGCCAAGGAGAUGACAUAUUCACCUACUAA
Molecule: messenger RNA, 222 nt
Organism: Cokeromyces recurvatus
Lineage: Eukaryota; Fungi; Mucoromycota; Mucoromycetes; Mucorales; Mucoraceae
Exons: 1
Source: RefSeq, a predicted model, not a curated record